AUGGCACCCUUAACGUAUCGAAUUAACACAACUAAAGCGUGUGAUUCUUGUCAACGCCUAAAAACCCGAUGCAUAAAGGAAGCACACCUCGAUCGAUCUGUUAAGUGUAGUGAAUGCAUAAGGCGUAACGUCAAUUGCACUUAUGAUGCUCUAUCAAAAAGACGUGGUCCAAAACCUAAGAAUCAAUCUCCAGAUAAUGAAAAUACCCAUACAUCUAAACACCAUCAAGAUGACCGUGGUCUAUCUCAAGAGGAAAUAAUGCUCGUUACCAAAUUGUAUGGGAAGGAGCAAUUAUCCGCUGUAUUAGAUAUUCUCACCUCUUAUUCUUCAUUGCCAUGCCCGUAUGAAAAUACUGCUGGUCAUCAAUGUCAUGAAGGGUGUACUGUGAGGUAUACACAUAACUGCUGA
Messenger RNA from Racocetra fulgida, 408 nucleotides. NCBI's taxonomy places the organism in Eukaryota, Fungi, Glomeromycota, Glomeromycetes, Diversisporales, Gigasporaceae. The record is from the annotation of a GenBank genome assembly.